GCUGAGGUGUUCCACGGGUAUGCUGACAGUGGAGGAUAAAGGGGACAGCAUCUUUAUUUUAAUCUCUCCUUUUCUCAGUCACAAUUCCCCAACUCCAGCAACAGAACAUUGAUGACAAUAUAUCACCUGGAGUGUUCCGCCUGUCCUCUGCCUCCAUCAUCCUGUCUGAUUGUACACUGUGUUUGAACAGACUGAAGAGCAGUCUCUGUGUUCUUUUGAACCCUGACCACUGACACACACUGUACCCCCUCACAUCACCCCCUCCCUUCCCUCUCCUCUAUUUUGCCAUGUCCAAUGACAGCAGCCUCCCUGGUGUCUGGGAGGCCUCAGAUUGGGCAGACACCUCUCAGUGCCCACCCUCGGUGGGCGGGGCAACUUUUUUGAUUGUGGCUUACAGCGCUGUCAUAGCAAUUGGGUUGCUAGGCAACACAGGACUGGUAUUUAUCAUUGCCCGGCAACAGGAGUUGCGCAAUGUUACCAAUAUCCUAAUCGCCAACCUGUCAUGCUCUGACAUCCUGAUGUGUGUGGUGUGUCUGCCUGUUACUGUCAUAUACACAUUGAUGGACCGCUGGGUACUAGGAGAAGCCCUGUGCAAGGUGACCCCCUUUGUUCAGUGCAUGUCAGUGACAGUUUCUAUCUUCUCCUUGGUGCUGAUUGCUCUGGAGCGUCACCAGCUGAUACUCCAUCCCACUGGCUGGUCCCCCGCUGCUGGCCACUCCUACCUGGCUGUGGGUAUGACAUGGCUGGUUGCCUGCUUCAUCUCUCUGCCCUUCCUCUCCUUCAACGUCCUCACUAAUGAUCCCUUCCAGAACAUCAGCCUGCCCGCCAAUCCCUUCAGGGACCAUCUGAUCUGUAUGGAGCUUUGGCCAACUGAUAAGCAUCGUCUUGCCUACACGACUUCGCUGCUGCUCUUCCAAUACUGCCUGCCACUUCUGCUGGUGCUCCUCUGCUACCUCAGGAUCUUCCUACGCCUGAAACAACGCAGGGACAUGCUGGAGCGCAGUGGGAGGACACGGGGAGCCCAGAGGAUAAACGUUAUGCUCUUAGCCAUCGUCAUAGCCUUCGCUAUGUGCUGGCUGCCUCUGAAUGUCUUCAACACAGUGUUUGACUGGCACCACCAGGCCCUACCCGACUGCCAGCAUGAUGCUGUUUUCUCUGCUUGCCACCUAACAGCGAUGGUCUCCACUUGCAUUAACCCUGUGGUGUACGGUUUCCUAAACAGCAACUUCCAGAGGGAGCUGAAGUCAACGCUGCUGCGCUGCCAGUGUGGCAGCCAGGCAGCAGAAAGCUACGAGAGCUUCCCUCUCUCCACUGUGGCCAGCGAAGGCUUGACGAAAGCCACCUCCCUCAACAGGAUGGGAUCAGUUUCUUCCCCGAGACCUGAGAUCAGCUCAGGAUUUCCAGUGAAAACAAUACCAGCUAACACCUCAUAAUGAGAACUGUCAAGCUGUGGCUGGGAGGUAAAUGGCUUGAAAAAAGCUGAAAAUUGAACAGUGGAUAAUAGACAUUUCCCAAGCAGAUUCUUUACUUUAUCUCCAUAACUUUCUUGAGAGAGCUGCACAGCUUAUUUACUCAGAAGGACAGGAAAGGACAAAGUCCUUAUCUGAUGUAGCUUUAUACUCCAGACUAUGAGACAGACAUAUUGUGAAUGGAUUCAAAGAAAUGGAGCAUGUUGAGAAAGCAGAAGAGUUGUUACAAUUGGCCAUUUGUUAAGUUUGCCAACAGGUAAUGUUGCCAGAUGGUGAUACAAUGCAUGGGGUGGGGGGUGAAGCCAGACUCAACUAAAUCAACACAACAUGCCAAUUCUGUAGCCUUCAUCAGGCUGCUGAGCAAUGCUAAGCCUGCCACAAAAAUGUUGCCUCAUGUGUCUAACUGACAGUGGCAACUUUCAUGCCAUUGCCAGGGGAAACAAUAAAAGGUCUUACAUACACCACACUUACAUGUAGUUAGCCAUCUGUCUUUCUCAUUACAAGAUUGGCAGAAGCCCUGGAUGUAAGCUUGUCCUCAAUCACUUGACGGUUGCUGAAUCUGUAAAUCGAGUCGGCCCGGUCGGAGCUCCCUUUUUCUCUCUCUCCUUGCAGGUUCCUUCAUGAGGAAAUCAAUUGAGUCUACACAGAUAUCUUAUGAGUAGUGAUGUCACGUGACCAAUCUAUCUUUCAUGACCACCCAGCCAGUUUGUAUAUUGCUCAAAGUUGGUAGUUUCCAUCUGCUUUGUACCUUUCCUGCUCUUGUGGUAACAAUGGUAUACUUUGCUUCCAUUGUUAAUAAGACCUUCCUAAUAUGAAAUAGCUGUCACUGUCUGCUGGAUCUGAUCUCAUCCUUAUCUCAAGGCACUUUACAAGGACGGUCAACUCCCUCAUUAAUUACAAGAAACCUCUAGCAGAACCAGACUCAGUGUAUCUGGCAGUGUCUCAACCGUUUUGGGGUGAGAAGAGAAAAAUGGGGAAGUAGAGGGAAGGAGAGGUGGGUGAAAAAGGGGGGAGAUAAGAGCGAGAGAUAGGGAGAGGGGGAGGAGAGGCAGACCAGGAAUAUUAGUGUAACCAUCAGGUUUCAGCGCUGACAGACUAGUUGUUACAAGGAAAACAAUAAUAGUCGUAAUUAUGGAUGUCAAGAUGUUAUUAAUGAUAGCAGCAACAAUUCAUAUAAUAAUAAUAAUAGUUGUUGUCUGAAUCCUUCAGCUCUUGAGUCAGAGAUACCAGCAGAUAUAUAUAUAUAUAUAUAGAGAGAGAGAGAGAGAGAGAGAGAGAGAGAGAAAGAGAGAGAGAGAGAGAGAGAGGAUAUGGGAGGGAGCAUGAUGGGAGUUCCCAGCAGUGUCGACCUUUAGCAGCAUAACAAAGUGGUGGUUCAGGACUUAUCUGAGCCCAAACGAUAGGCUUUAUCAAAAAGGAAAGUUUUAAGUUUAACCUUAAAUGAGGAGAUGGUGUCUGACUCCUGAACCCAGAGUGGGAGCUGGUUCCAAAGGGAGAGGAGCCUGGUAGCUGAAGGCUCUAUCUCCCAUUCUACUCUUACAGAUUUUAGCCUGUGUUUUGGGAGUGAAGUAAUCAAUUUGGAUAAUAUGGUGUUAUGAGCGAUUUGAUAUACAAAGGGGAUUGAUUGUUAAGAGCUUUAUUUGGUUGGUAAAGUGUUUUGUAUUUAUAUAGCGCUUUUCUAGUCUUGAUGACCACUCAAAGCUCUUUACAGUACAGUUUUACAUUCACACACACAUUCAUACAGUGCAUCUAUUCGCAGCACUUUGUUAUUCUAUGGGAGCCAUCCUGAUCGUUGUGGCUGCUGAUUGUGGACUGAUUACAACAGGAUUACAACAGUACUGCUUGAUAUACAAUAUGUCUACUCAGAUACUCUACCAUUACUGCAAUAAUCCAGCAAAAUUCAAUUUCCUUUCAUUAUGCUACAAAAUGUUUCUUCUAAUCAAUGCUGUUAAUACUUUUAUCUGUCUAAUUUUCUCCAUUACACGUGUCUUACAGGUUUCCACGUUCAUUUCCUUACUCUUUGAGGGUGCAGGGUUAAGGGCAGUUGGUGUCACACCUUGUUAACCCCAAUGAAACAAAUAUGAAU
Platichthys flesus (European flounder) is the source of this 3555-nucleotide messenger RNA. Its product is annotated as neuropeptide Y receptor type 1-like. Gene Ontology annotation, cellular component: plasma membrane; neuron projection. The record is from RefSeq and is a predicted model, not a curated record. Lineage: Eukaryota; Metazoa; Chordata; Actinopteri; Pleuronectiformes; Pleuronectidae. Gene Ontology annotation, biological process: G protein-coupled receptor signaling pathway. Gene Ontology annotation, molecular function: neuropeptide binding; neuropeptide Y receptor activity. Bases 288 to 1433 code for a protein of 381 amino acids. The transcript has 4 exons.